AAGUUGGCGCGCAUUGCUACAAUCGAAAUUUUAAAUUUUUAAUACAUAUCAAUUUAAAGGAGAGAUCAUUACAGAUCUAUUUAAAUAUUUUAUUAACUUUAGAUUGGACAAUUUUAAUCAACAAUUUAAGGUCUUGUAAAGAAAAGUUUUUAUUAAAUUAAAGAAUAAAUGAAUAUUUGACAUCAGCAGUAAUGGCGUCGAAUACGAAUUCAACAUCAUCACGCUUCUGCGUUCGGGACGGAUACGCGGGACUUUAAAUCUCUGGUGAAGAAAUCUGAGUAGCCCAACCGGAUUCCCGGUAACUGUCCGGGAGAUGAAAAGGGAAAAACCGAUUCGCCGACGAUCAACAAACAUCCGUUAGAUUGUAAUGUUCGCCACUUGGCGAAUGGCGACACUUGGCUCUGAUAAACUCUAUAUACGUGUCUUUUUGUUCGUCUUUUUCUCUCUGCAACUAAAAAUGUCUAUGGAACUUCCAAAUUAUCCAUCGCAUCAAUCCUCGCAGAAACGGAACAAAGAAUCUUAUCUAGACGGCUGCUGUACCAUGACAAGAUUUUUGACCACUUAUAUAUAACAAAUAUUGUGCUAGAAACAUUGGAUAUUCAAAUGUAAAGGGAAUAAAACAAAGCAAACGAGACCAGAUUACAGUCCUGAUACAGUCUACAAGACAGAGGAUCCAAGAACAGAAGUAGACAUCUAAAUGCAUGAAAGAUACGGUAACUACCAACCAUGAGAAGGAAUAUUAUGUAUGAAAAUAUUAUGUAUUUAUAAAUUUCUUCAGAAAGAUGAUUGAAAGAUAAUUUAUUAUAAUAUGGCAAGGCUGAUAUACUAAAGAAGAUAGUAGACCAAAAGCUAGCCAAAGUAAACUAUCGUCAUGCAAACAGUUCAGGCUAGAAAAGGACAGGCUGAAAAGCUGGAUUAAAAAGUAUCUAUAAUGAAAGUGUGUAACUUAGGAUUGAGGUUGGAAAGAGUGAUUUCCAUAGCUUUUGCAACGGACUAACAAUAUGUAUAUCCUAGUCGCUUGCUGGCGAGCUGGUUGCCAGGCAGUGAGUUUCGUCCAGAUUAUAAAAGACUCCUAGCACCUGCUCCUAGUUCAGAAUUUCAUUUGGCAUUUAAUCUUGCAAUUAAAUCGCAAAUAAUUGGAAAUUAUCAGAUCAAAGAUCAUUAA
Molecule: messenger RNA, 1165 nt
Organism: Heterotrigona itama
Lineage: Eukaryota; Metazoa; Arthropoda; Insecta; Hymenoptera; Apidae
Source: the annotation of a GenBank genome assembly